AUGGGCGUACAUACACUCGUCAACGCCGCAGUCGCGUCGUGGGUGGGUUCUUCAAGAUCCAGGAGGAGUGUGCCUCCCGAUUCUGACCUGUUAGUGGGAAUCCGAACGGAAGACGAUGAAUCCAGCCGCAGACCGCUCUUGACCAUGACGCUACCGUCGCAGCAGUCGUUUGGUCCUGCAUCGCCGGUGCAGGCGUAUGGAGCGACGUCCGGAGGAUCGUCGAGUGCUCGGAGCAGCCCCGAGAUGAACAGGCGUAAUGGAUGGCUGGGUAGGGUGCCCGAGGAGGGCGGUCUGGUGGAAGAAGAUGAUGAAGAGGACUCGGAGGAAGUUGAGUGGGAUCUGGAGGAGCGCGGAUUCUACGGUGGUUCCUACAAGAGGACGGUCGCGUUGUAUUGCAUCGUUCCUAUCACUUCACUGUUGACUUUUAUCUUGUUUGCAAUAUUACCCCUUCUCAUAUGGCCGACCGAUUACCGGGCACCCUCCUCCUAUCCAAGAUAUUUCCCGUCGCCUCUUCCAGAGCUGCUAGUGUCUGGUUCUCUCUGGUCGCUCUCCCAUCUCAUCCGUGUACCGUUGUACAGCCUUACCACUUCGCUACUUCCUUGGCCCAUCACAGGAACAGUGCUAUUCCAUGUCAUCUACGUCUUCCUCAAUCAGCUCCUCCAUUUGUCCGCUUUACCCAUUCUGCGCAUUCGCCACCAGAUGAUCUUUCCCUUACCCACAUUUCAAGACCCAGCGUUCCACCGCGUGUGGUGGAUUUCGCUGGGAUGGGCGGCUGUCGAGGUCGCCGUGGGCAUAGCGCAGGGUUACGAGCAGAUCGCCAUGUAUAAGGAGGUGAUGGUGCCCGAGGACGAGGUUCGGGCGUUGCUCACGGACUGGCGGAAUGGCAACACCGGCGGGGAGAGUGUGACACAACACCAGGUCGAGUCGCCUGAGGAGAUUUUACCGUUGAGCCCGUGUCCUGGGCAGGUGCAGGAUAGUGCAGGGGCCGCCGUGGAUAAUGUGCGAGACGGGGUAAAUGGUCGGAAGAAGAGAACCAAUCAGCUCGAGGAUGCUAUCCGAUCUGUGAUUGACAACGACAUGGAGCAGCUCGUGCACCUCAAAGAGCGCGAAGAGCUGGAGGAGCUCUAUGGAAUCCCAGUUGUUAGAAUUCCUGUGUUCAUCUCCUGCCUGCUACGGAUCGACUCUUUCGUGCUCUCUCUCGGGCUUACUCUCAUACUCGCUGCAUCCUACCUUCGCUCGUCUCUAUCCUUCCCAAAAGAGCCCUUACCACCUAUCUACACCAAUAACGCAUUCUUCGUCACUUUCCCGGUUGUUGUGUUGAUCUACCUCUUCCUCGCAUUGAUCCAUACCCCUCCUGUCCUGCCCCGUAUUGGUGUGCAUAGUACUGCUUACAUUGGCCUCCUGCUGGGUCUCGGUAGCGUGUUUGCCGGACUUGGUCUCUGGGGUGCACUUUCAUAG
This is a messenger RNA of Sparassis crispa, 1458 nucleotides long. RefSeq lists its product as hypothetical. The transcript is spliced from 3 exons. Bases 1 to 1458 code for a protein of 485 amino acids. The record is from RefSeq and is a predicted model, not a curated record. Lineage: Eukaryota; Fungi; Basidiomycota; Agaricomycetes; Polyporales; Sparassidaceae.